Molecule: messenger RNA, 2179 nt
Organism: Capsicum annuum
Lineage: Eukaryota; Viridiplantae; Streptophyta; Magnoliopsida; Solanales; Solanaceae
Product: probable E3 ubiquitin-protein ligase ARI2
Exons: 6
Coding region: 209-1819 (536 amino acids)
Biological process (GO): positive regulation of proteasomal ubiquitin-dependent protein catabolic process; protein polyubiquitination; ubiquitin-dependent protein catabolic process
Cellular component (GO): cytoplasm; ubiquitin ligase complex
Molecular function (GO): ubiquitin protein ligase activity; ubiquitin conjugating enzyme binding; zinc ion binding
Source: RefSeq, a predicted model, not a curated record
UGCCAAACUACAAAAGAGUAUUGAGAGUACAAGAGAAGCUAUAUUUAGCAACAAAGAAAGAAUUUGAGUCCCAUCAAAAUACCUCCUUCCCCACUAAGGAAACAACAAUAAUCCACUAACCUAGGGAUCAUCAAAUCCUUACAAUUAAAAAUAAACCUUUACAAUAAUUCUCUCUAUAUCUGAAAAAAAAAAAUUAAUACAGACACAAAUGGAGGAUUAUAUAUAUAUAAGCAGUGAUGAUGAUGAAUGGGACAAUAAUCAAGAUUACAAUAAUGAUGAUGAUGAUGAUUGUGAAUUUGAUGAUGGGUUUUCAGAAAUUGAACAACAAAGUAUUGGAAUUUGCCAAAAGGCUCCUUCAUGCAAGGUAAUCAGGAAAGAGUCCCUUUUAGCUGCACAAAAAGAAGACUUGCAAAGAGUGAUGGACUUGCUAUCUCUAAAGGAACAUCAUGCACGGAGCUUGCUUAUUCAUUACCGAUGGGAAGCUGACAAGGUCUUUGCUGUUUUUGUUGAGAGAGGGAGUGAAAAGUUAUAUGCUGAAGCAGGUGUGACACUGGAAGGAAAAGAUGAACUUACUCCCACUCUGUCGACAGCUGAAUUGACAUGUCAAAUUUGCUUCGAAGAUGUUCCUGUUGAGCAGACUACUGUAAUGGACUGCAACCAUAGAUUUUGCAAUGAUUGUUGGACAACUCAUUUCAGUAUAAAUAUAAAUGAGGGCAAGAGUAAACGAGUAACAUGCAUGGCCCAAAAGUGCAAUGUAAUCUGCGAUGAAGGGAAGAUUAGGGAUCUCGUCACUGCAAAAGAUCCUAUUUUGGCGGAGAAAUUUGAUCGGUUUCUGUUGGAGUCAUAUAUUGAUGAUAACAAAAGGGUUAAAUGGUGUCCUAGUGUUCCUCAUUGUGGAAAUGCAAUUCGUAUAGAGGAUGAUGAAUACUGCUGUGAGGUUGAAUGUGCAUGUGGUGUACAGUUCUGUUUUAAUUGUUUAUCAGAGGCACACUCACCUUGUUCAUGUAUGAUGUGGAGACUAUGGAUGACAAAGUGCAAGAACGAUGGGAAGACUGUAAUGUGGAUAAAUGAAAAUGCCAAACACUGCCCAAAAUGUCAUCAUGCUGUGGAGAAGAAUGGGGGAUGCAACCUUGUAAGAUGUAGAUGUGGACAGCCGUUUUGUUGGUUGUGUGGUGGAGCUACUGGUUUUGAACACACGUGGAGUAGCAUUCAAGGUCACACUUGUGGCAUUUAUAAGGAAGGGGAAAAGGAUAAGGCUGCAAAUGUCAGAAAUGAUCUCUUGCGCUAUACUUAUUAUUAUGAGCGGUAUAUGGUUCAUUGUGAUUCUUUGAAGCUUGAAGCAAAUAUGAAGGAAAAACUGCAUUCUGAAGUGUUGCUACUUGAAGCAAGGGAAUUGCAAUCAAAGGACUUCAGCUGGGCCGAAAAUGGAUUAUGUAGACUCCGUCAAUCAAGACGGAUUCUCUCCUGUUCAUAUCCAGUUUCAUUUUACGUUUUUGGUCAGUCUCUGUUCAAGAACGAAAUGACACCAAAAGAAAUGGAAAUAAAACAGAACCUUUUUGAGAACCUGCAGCAGCAACUUGAAAUAAAUGUUGAAAGACUUUCGAUGUUCUUGGAAGAACCGUUUGCUGAAUAUCCCGAAGAAAAGGUUUUGGAAACUAGGAUGAAGAUCAUGACUCUCUCUACAGUAACAGACAACCUCUGCGAAAAGUUGUAUGAUUGCAUUGACAACGAUUUGCUGGUUACACUGGAGCAGGCGACUCAUACCAUAGCUCGGUAUAGUUCCAACGGAGUGGCUAAAGCAUCAGAACUUCCAAAUUGACUUUCCACCAACACUUGGUAUGCGAGUACUCUCAAUCGGAGGCAGGAAAAGCGAUACACGUUGGUUCUCUUGUGAGCAAAUCUAAAAUUUCAUUCUGAAGGGUUCAAAGUACUGCUGCAUCCAAUAUUCUUUUUGACACUUGAUAUGAAUUUAGUCCAGAUUCCUAACUACAUAUAGUACGAGUUGAAGACUCUGUUCAACGUUCACCUCUGGCAGAAGAUGGAUCUGCCUUUGGCGUUCAUUUGUCCACAUAUACUAAUAUAUAACUGACUGAAGAAUACUGUGACAAAAUGGUCCAAACUUGAUACACCUUCCAGCAUUGAGCAAUUUAGAUAAUUUUUAGUAUUUGGAUUUGGUUCA